This is a messenger RNA of Botrytis porri, 1617 nucleotides long. RefSeq lists its product as uncharacterized. The record is from RefSeq and is a predicted model, not a curated record. Gene Ontology annotation, molecular function: transmembrane transporter activity. Bases 1 to 1617 code for a protein of 538 amino acids. The transcript is spliced from 3 exons. Gene Ontology annotation, biological process: transmembrane transport. Lineage: Eukaryota; Fungi; Ascomycota; Leotiomycetes; Helotiales; Sclerotiniaceae.
AUGGCGGAUCCUUCAUCAGAGAAACUUGCAGAGUCUUCUGCUGCUUCAAGGAAGUCUCUCAAUGUUCCACCAAACCAAACGGGCAUCUCCUCCGAACUGGCAUCCAUCUCAGAGAUCGAUCAAGAGAAAGCACAAGUUAAGCAAACCGAGGAUGUUCCUCCAGUACGAGACAUUACAGGUUGGAGAUGGGCUUUGGUGGUUGCUGCCAUACUUUCCUCCACUUUUCUCUUCGCGCUCGACAACACCAUUGUGGCAGAUGUCCAAGCUGAUAUCGUCGUUACCUUCAACGAUGUUAGUAAGCUUUCGUGGCUUAGUGUGGGCUUCCUCAUUGGCGCAGCUAGUACGAAUUUAGUAUGGGGAAAGAUUUUUGGUCAGUUUAAUGCGAAAUGGACAUAUAUCAUUUCGAUUAUUAUCUUUGAGGCCGGCUCCGCGUUGUGCGGUGGUGCUCCCAAUAUGCCUGCUUUGAUUGUUGGGAGAGCACUUUGUGGAUUCGGUGGUAGUGGCACUGUAAUAGGUCCAAUUAUUGGAGGUGCAUUCACAGAUUCCUCUGCAGGAUGGCGUUGGGCUUUCUACAUCAAUCUUUGCAUUGGCGCAGCUUGCGCUCCAGUCUACUUAUUCCUUCUCCCAAACUACGAUCCCCGCCCUGGUGUUCCACUCCUCAAUCGCGCAAAAGAGGUUGAUUGCCUCGGUGGCAUACUUAUAAUUGGAGCCUUUGUCUCUGGUGUCAUGGCCGUCUCAUUCGGUGGUGUAACUUACCCUUGGAACUCUGGAAAGAUCAUCGGUUUGUUCGUCUGCUCAGGUAUCUUAUUCAUCAUCUUCAGCAUCCAACAAGUUUAUACUAUCUUGACCACGAGCAGCCGCAGAAUCUUCCCUAUCGAAUUCUUGAAGAGUAGAACAAUGCUUAUUCUUUUCGCCAUGACAUCUGCUGGAGGAACCGCUAUCUUCAUCCCUAUAUACAUGAUUCCAAUCUUCUUCCAAUUCACCCGUAACGACUCAGCUCUCGAAGCGGGUGUUCGUCUUCUUCCAUUCAUUUUCCUGAUGAUCUUCGCCGUCAUAUCCAACGGUGCUAUUCUUUCUGCAUACGGUUACUACAUGCCAUGGUACACCGCAGGCGGAAUCCUCGUCCUCAUCGGCGGCUCUCUCAUGUUCGCUGACGUCACCCCCGAUACCUCUAUUGCCAAAAUCUACGGCUUCACCAUCCUCAUCGGUUUCGGCGUCGGUCUCUUCGCCCAAGCCUCCUUCUCCGUUGCGCAAGCCGUCGUUGCCGAAGAACUCGUUUCUUCCGCCGUCGGUUUCAUCACCUGCGCACAAGUAGGCGGUGUAACCAUCGCUCUCGCAAUCGCCAAUUCCGUCUUCCUAAAUGGAAGUCAGGAGAAGAUCCAAGCCAUCCUACCUGAUUUACCAGCUGCGGAAAUCCAGCAGGCGAUUGCGGGUGCGGGUAGUGAGUUUGUGAAGAAUUUGACAGAGAUACAGCAAAAGGAGGUUAUUCAGGCGACUGUGGAGAGUAUGAGUAAGACUUAUGCUAUGGUUAUUACGGCGGGAGCGUUGACUGCGGUGUUGAGCUUAUUGAUGAAGAGGGAGAAGCUUUUUAUGAGUGCUACUAUAGGGGGUGCUUAG